AUGGCAACAAAACAGCCCAUUGAGAUCUCGAUGAGUCCUUCCGCAGACGGCAAGGUGAGUGUUCGAGGAGUGAAGGAUCAUGUGACCGAGAGACCCACUCGCGAUUUGGAUAUUGACGAGCUGCUGAAGUUCAUGAAGGAGCGUAUGGACUCGAUACAGGGGGUAGUGGCAGAUGAGUUGCACGUGGAAAUUAGAGCCCCUAACUGUGUCCAUAUGGCGGUGGUCGAUUUACCAGGUGUUCAAUUAAGUAAUGAAAGGACCAAGGAAAUUACUAAACGCAUAGUUCGGGAUUAA
Gregarina niphandrodes is the source of this 294-nucleotide messenger RNA. RefSeq names its product dynamin family protein. The transcript has a single exon. Lineage: Eukaryota; Apicomplexa; Conoidasida; Eugregarinorida; Gregarinidae. The record is from RefSeq and is a predicted model, not a curated record. Bases 1 to 294 code for a protein of 97 amino acids.